AUAUGUGAUUUUGCCUUCUCAUUCUGGUCAUAUAUAGAAAUAUCUUCGCCGCGGCGCAUUCUUUGUUGAAAGGAAGGAAAGGCCCCAUUUCAUGCAAGAUCUGGCUUUAUUCUUUUCUAGGAGUGUUGUUUGGUGGAUAAAUCACAAAUACAUUAAAAAAAUACAAGUAAAAAAUAAUAAUAAAAAAACUCCACUAAGAGUGGAAGCAAAAGAGUACAACAUAAGGAGACACUAGAAGGAGGAGAGAGACACUCCUAGACACAGCCGCACAUCAGGGGAGCAACUAGCCAGAAAAAUCCUUGUGCCUAUUGGGAUCCAUCUCCUCGUGUAGAGGGCCCAAAAACUGGAUACAACGUCGAACCGCAUCAAUAGACUCAUCCAGCCUGUGCAUCUCCCUAACUGGGACCACUUCUGACACCAAAAUGAAGGGCGAGGGGGAGAUGAAGGCCGGGAAAUCCAUUGAUGAUUGGUUGCCGAUCACGUCGUCGAGGAAAGCCAAAUGGUGGUACUCAGCGUUCCACAAUGUCACUGCCAUCGUCGGCGCCGGCGUGCUUAGCUUGCCGUACGCAAUGGCGGAGCUGGGAUGGGGUCCAGGUGUUACAGUGCUAAUUUUAUCAUGGAUCAUCACAUUUUAUACACUCUGGCAAAUGGUUGAGAUGCAUGAGAUGGUGCCCGGUAAGCGGUUUGAUCGAUAUCAUGAACUAGGACAGCAUGCUUUUGGAGAAAAGCUCGGCCUUUGGAUCGUUGUGCCUCAGCAGCUCUUGGUUCAAGUAGGUACUAACAUUGUCUACAUGGUCACUGGUGGAAAAUCUCUGAAGAAAUUCCAUGAUGUUGUUUGCCCAAGUUGCAAGUCUAUCAAGCUCACCUAUUUCAUCAUGAUCUUUGGCUCUGUUCACUUUGUUCUCUCCCAACUUCCUAACUUCAACUCAAUUUCCGGAGUCUCCUUGGCAGCUGCUGUCAUGUCUCUAAGUUAUUCCACCAUUGCAUGGGGAGCUUCAGUUCAUAAGGGAAGGCCAGAAACGGUGGAUUAUAGCUACAAGUCAUCAACGAAAAUUGGAGCUUUCUUCAGCUUCUUAAGUGCACUAGGAGAUGUUGCUUUUGCCUAUGCAGGACACAAUGUGGUUUUGGAGAUACAAGCAACAAUUCCUUCAACUCCUGAAAAACCAUCCAAGAAGCCUAUGAUGAAGGGUGUCAUUGUUGCUUACAUUGUGGUGGCCAUGUGCUACUUCCCUGCUUCUCUGAUCAGCUACUGGGCCUUCGGAAACUCUGUUGAUGAUAACAUUCUCAUCACGCUGGAGAAACCACGGUGGUUGAUUGCAAUGGCUAACAUGAUGGUUACAAUUCAUGUCAUCGGCGGCUACCAGAUCUUUGCCAUGCCAGUUUUUGACAUGAUAGAGACAGUGCUGGUGAAGAAAAUGAAUUUCAAGCCUAGCUUUCCUCUCCGAUUCAUAUCCCGCAGUAUAUAUGUUGCACUCACAAUGUUCGUAGGUAUAAGCUUGCCAUUCUUUGGUUCACUUAUGGGAUUCUUUGGUGGGUUUGCCUUUGCACCAACCACAUACUUUCUUCCUUGCAUCAUGUGGCUUGUAUUGUACAAACCUAAAAUGUUUGGCUUAUCUUGGACAGCUAAUUGGAUUUGCAUUAUACUUGGUGUUCUACUGAUGGUUUUGGCAUCAAUUGGUGCACUUAGGCAAAUUAUCUUGCAAGCAAAGAGUUACACUUUCUAUUCAUGAAUUGAUGAAUAUGAAAGUUUACUCUUUAUGUUCGUAAAUGAAGUCUAUUUAUUUAGCAUGUAUUGGUACAGCAUGAAAUGUUUCUAUGAACCACUGUUUCCUUUUCCAACAACAGAUUUGUUAAUUAUCUGGGGUUCACUGAAGUAUAAUAUGUGAUUAUGAGUUAAUAAGUUCCAUGAUUUAGGAUUUAAGCA
Dioscorea cayenensis subsp. rotundata (Guinea yam) is the source of this 1924-nucleotide messenger RNA. Its product is annotated as lysine histidine transporter 2-like. The transcript has 10 exons. Bases 423 to 1730 code for a protein of 435 amino acids. The record is from RefSeq and is a predicted model, not a curated record. NCBI's taxonomy places the organism in Eukaryota, Viridiplantae, Streptophyta, Magnoliopsida, Dioscoreales, Dioscoreaceae. Gene Ontology annotation, cellular component: plasma membrane.